Messenger RNA from Paramecium sonneborni, 1239 nucleotides. The record is from the annotation of a GenBank genome assembly. NCBI's taxonomy places the organism in Eukaryota, Ciliophora, Oligohymenophorea, Peniculida, Parameciidae.
GAUAUAAAGUUAAUUGUAAAAUGAUGAUCAUACAUUAUUAACCGUUUUUUGAGAAAUUAAAUAUUUUUAGAAGCAUUUAUGGUUGAUAAUAAUAUAAAUAAAUGAAAGCAACUCUUGCAAUAAUUUUGUUAGUGAGCAUAGCUUCUGCAACAUCAACACAUGAUUAAAUAAUGGCCUUUCUUUAAACAGGAACAAAGGCAAUGGAUGCAAUAGACACAGUUUUUGGUUUAUUGAAUGAUCUUGUGCAAUCAAAUAAAGAUGCUUAAUUUGCAGCUGAUUAAAAGAAUGAAACAGAUGAAUGGAUUGGUGCAUAGUAAUAUUAAUUAAUAAAUAUAGAACAAUUGAAUAAUUCACAAAAAUAAAAUCACUCAACUAAAAGCUUUUCUAAUAAUCAAUAGAAAACAGAGCAUAAUUUGAAUAAGAAUUAUAAGACACAAAGAAUUAUCUUGCUUGGAAUGAAUAAAGAUAAGAUGAAAUUAAUAGAAAGAUUGAAGUUCUUCUUGAUGAAUAGUGUCUUAGUAAUUAAUUGUUUGUGAGAUCAAUAAAGCAAAACAGAGAAGCUCUUGAAGUUGUUAGAUUAUUAAAGCAAGAUGUUGCUGGUUAUAUAAUAAAUGGUGAUUCAUUUGAAUUAGUUCAAGAGAAAGCUUAAAGUGUAGCAGAGAAACUUAAAGGUUAUAGCAAUCUAUUUAAUGAACAUGAAGUUAAGACCUUUUUGAAUUUAGCUUAAAAUAAAUAAGAGGAAGGAGUAAGUAGAGGUGCAACAUUAGCUGAAAGAGUUCUUGGAGUACUUGAAUCACUUGAAUCAAACUUAUAAGCCUCUCUUGAAGCUUUAGAAGUAAAUGAAAUUAAUGCCUCAUGGGAAUUAGCUGGAUGGGUUUCAUUGAGUGAAGCUGAAGUUUAAAAUUUGAAGGUUGAAUAUGAAAGAAAACAAGUUUAUGCUGAUAGAUUAGCUACUGUAAUUAAUAUUAUAUAUUUAUUAUUAGUAAAUCUAAGCAGCUUUGGCUUAAUAAGCCAAAUCUAAAAUCAUUUUAUAAGAAUCCUAAGAUGCUCUUGAUUAAGCUCAAACUGAUUUAGAAAAUAAGAGAGCUGAUUAUGCUGAAGCCAAAGCUAAAAGAGAUGAAGAAAAUGCCAUUUUAGAAUAAGUUAUUAUUAUGUUCAAGAAAUAAGUCGCUUCUUGGUCUGGAAGAUGAUUAAUAAUAUACCUAAUCAAGUUAUUACAACAAAAAUAGCAUUUGGGUC